This is a messenger RNA of Vigna radiata var. radiata (mung bean), 2278 nucleotides long. RefSeq names its product serine/threonine-protein kinase GRIK2. The record is from RefSeq and is a predicted model, not a curated record. Lineage: Eukaryota; Viridiplantae; Streptophyta; Magnoliopsida; Fabales; Fabaceae. Gene Ontology annotation, cellular component: cytoplasm. Gene Ontology annotation, biological process: intracellular signal transduction; protein phosphorylation. The transcript has 13 exons. Gene Ontology annotation, molecular function: ATP binding; protein serine/threonine kinase activity. Bases 692 to 1936 code for a protein of 414 amino acids.
AAAAAUGAGUGAUGCCGAAUGUGGCCAACCUGUUACCGUUGUUGGAUUCCUCCUAAAAAUUGAACAAAAUUUUUAAUUGCUAUACUGCCCCUCUUUUUAGCUUCGCACUUUCACAAUAUCCUGUAUUUAUUCAUUUUUUUCUUCACUCUCUUCCUGCCCGACCGAUCGAUUUCCUCCGCCUAGGGUUUUUCCGCAUUCCGAUUUUCCAUUCCAACUUUUCUCCUCCCCAUCCACAACUGCAAUUGCAAUAGGGUUUUCGUUUCCUUCUGUGGUAAUUGCAACUCUCUCGAUUCAAUUUUGCAUUUAGGGUUCCGAGUCUUACUCUGAAGGCCGUCGAUUCGUGCUGGAAUUCUAGAUUUACGGAACCGCAGGGAUAGGGUUCUUCCAUUUUGUCAUUUUCCCCCUGGAGGAAAAGAGGGAGGGGUCAACGAAUUGUUGGUGGUGAGUUGUGGGCUGAGCCUACAACCGUUACUAUAAACUGGAGCUAUCGCAAUGUUGGGUGUGAAUCGCUGCGGCUUUAAUUUCUGUAGCCGUUUUCUCCACCUGGCCGAAUGGCAUCCAUUAGAAUAGUAAUGUUAAACGGGGCUUGAGGCCCUUCUCUUCCUCUCAUAUCAGCAAUUUGCAGGGUCAGCAGAGACAAUUUAGUAAUUAGGAUAUUGGCUUUCGCCGUUUGAGGUGAGUUACUGCUGUGAUGGGAGAUUAUAAGAGAUUUUCAUUUUCCAAAAUGAUUGGCUGCUGUGGUUGCUUCGGAUUUGUGAAAAAACCUAGACGGCGUCGGGCGAAGCGUAGCAUCAACAAUUUUCUCUCCCAUGGCCUAUUAUAUGAUGGAGAAACUGAAGGUGAUGAGUCGUUUAGUGGUGAUGUUACUAGUAACGCCACCAGUGGAGAUGAUAACGAGGCGCAUGCUGUACGGAAUCGUUCGGAGGAUAUUUUGAACUUUAGAGCUGAGAAUGGCAUGGUUUGUAGGCCACAUCCUGUCAAGGAGACUUUUGAACUUGUUCGCUCAGAGGAUGAAUAUGGGAACAAGAUGAUAAAUGAAUACAUCCGAGAGUACAAAAUUGGUUCUGGAAGCUAUGCCAAAGUGGCUCUUUAUCGAAGUUGCUUUGACGGAAAUCACUAUGCAAUUAAGUCCUUUCACAAGUCUCAUUUACAAAAGCUUCGCGUUGCACCCUUUGAGACUGCCAUGACUGAUGUUCUAAGGGAGGUACUGAUUAUGAAAAUGGUGGAACAUCCUAAUAUAGUCAAUCUCAUUGAAGUUAUUGAUGACCCAGAGUCAGAUGACUUCUACAUGGUACUUGAAUAUGUGGAAGGCAAAUGGGUCUGUGAGGGUACAGGUCGUCCUUGUGCAUUAGGUGAAGAGACCGCUAGGAAAUACUUGCGUGAUAUAGUCUCGGGAUUAACAUAUCUCCAUGCUCACAAUAUAGUGCAUGGGGAUAUAAAACCUGAUAAUCUGUUGAUCACUCGUCAUGGCAAAGUAAAGAUAGUGGAUUUCAGUGUCAGCCAGGCUUUUGAGGAUGGCAAUGAUGAACUUCGUCGAUCACCUGGCACCCCUGUUUUCACUGCACCAGAAUGUUGUUUAGGUCUUACUUAUCAUGGUAAAGCUUCUGACACGUGGGCCGUAGGAGUUACUUUGUACUGUAUGAUAUUGGGUGAAUACCCAUUUCUUGGAGAUACACUUCAAGAUACAUAUGACAAAAUAGUCAAUGAUCCUUUAGUUCUGCCAGAUGACAUUAAUCCCCAGUUAAAGAACUUAAUAGAAGGAUUACUGUGCAAAGACCCAGAAAAAAGGAUGACAUUGGGCGAUGUUGCGGAGCAUGUCUGGGUUAUUGGAAAUGAUGGGCCGCUUCCUGGGUACUUAUGUUGGUGCAAACGCAAGAGCCUGUUGGCUGCUGAUUUUGAUGCGAGCAAUAUACCACCAUUGCUUGAUCCACAUUGAUUGUAAGUUGGGCUUCUUAUGUACAGUGUGGAAAGGCCCAUUAAUUUAUCUGCUACUUGGACCCCACGGAGGGAGGGAUGAUAUGAUUAAAAGGGGUCUCCAAAGAAUCCUUGGAAUUUAAGCAAAUACAGGUCAUGUUGUCGACGAUAAGUAGCCAACUAAAUCAUGUUUAUUUUUGUGUUAUGAAAAGAAGCAUUUGGUGUCUGCGGACAUAGAGGUCUUGUAUACGGCUCUUUCGCAUAGAACGAGUUUUUUUAUUUUUUUCUUUUUUGUCUCAAACACGUGCCGAAUUGUGUUCAGUUCAUAUUCUAUACAUCAUAUAUAAUAUAUAAUAUUACAUUC